AUCUGCCCAGGGCGAGGGCAAGAAGCACGCAAGGAACCCGGCAAGGAGGCACGCGCUCCAGUCUCUCAUCCAGGCCUGUAUUUACUUGGGUUUAAUGUCGCUUCGCAAAACACACAAUUAGAGAAGUGUUUUAAACGUAUAUGCGCGCCGGGGGAACGUCAAGAGGUGCUGGAUAUAGCAAGAGGCCGAGUCCAUUCACUGCAACUGUUCUGAAGAGCCACAGAGAAAGUGUGUUGACAAGAAGGACUCGGGGAGAGUGUGCGAACCCUCUCCAAAACACAAUAACGACAGAGCAGAAGAGGAUAAGUUAAGUUUUGACCGAACUGCAUGUUGUAUUAGUCCUUCUUAUUUUGGAAGAUAAAAUGAAUGCCGGGGAAGAGAAUCUGCUGAAGUCCAUCAGCAACGACACUUUACUGGACCUGACACAGCGAUACGGCCAGUCCGCCUUCGGCUUUGGACCUGGCCAGGUUACUGGAAGUCCUGGAGGGCGAUAUCCUCUCACACCGGCCGCCGACUUCCUCUCCGGUCAGACAGGCAAGUCCAACGAGAGUGGCGGGGAGCAGACCAGCGAUGACGACGACGACCGUUUUGACCCUCUGGACCCCCGGAAGAGGGGCUCGGCAUUCGACGAUGACAAACACGGGGGUCCUCUUUCCAAGAAGCCCAAAGAGCAGCGGUCUCUGCGCCUGAGCAUCAAUGCGCGCGAGAGGAGACGGAUGCACGACCUGAACGACGCACUGGACGGCCUCCGCUCUGUGAUCCCAUAUGCGCACAGCCCGUCGGUGAGGAAACUGUCCAAAAUAGCCACUCUCCUCCUGGCAAAGAACUACAUCCUCAUGCAGGCACAGGCUCUGGAGGAGAUGAGGCGGCUGGUGGCUUAUCUGAACCAGGGACAGAGCAUCACCUCGCCCAUCCCCACACCUAUUGCACCCUUUGGACAGGCUGCGGUAUACCCCUUCACGGGCUCGGCACUCGCCACCUGCGCCGAGAAAUACUCGGGGACACCUGCAAGUCUCUUCAAGCACCAUAACGACAAGCCUUGAUAACGUUUUCUUUGUAUAGCCUAUACCUGAACUUCACCCACUUGCAUCCAUAUGUUGGUCUCUCUCUCUGUCUAAAGUCUAAUGCGUAAAUCCUAAACUAAAUAACUGCUGCGAUGUUUCCUCCAGAUUUAACAAAAACAUAAAAAACAACACUGGUGUUUACUCAGGCUAGAUUAGGGUUGGAGCUGACAAAUAGCUGUUUGCACUUAAAAGUGUUUCUCUUUUGCUACACUCUCCCCACAGUGAAUUGCUGUGGCAGUGUCUGACCAUGUUUUAAUCGACAGUUUGACAUUUUAUGUGUGGCUAUAAAAACGUCACCCUUGCAAAAGUUUUGAAUGAUCUAUUUCGUAUUCUUGUGUAGCCUAUAGGCCUACUAUGCAACAUUCAGCGAACCAGAAAAUAACGAGAAAGAUUACGAGAAUGCGUUCCAACUUCAAGAGUGUUUUUGCAGCACUGUCGUUUAUGAAUUAACUUUCCCUCAUUUUAACUGAUGCUAUGUGGGGAAACAGUAGUGGAUGAUGUGAUAUAUUUUUGGAAAAUAUGUAUUGAGGAUUUUGGUUUCGUUAUUGCACAAUUCACAUGAUUGUACAACUGUGGAAAACUACUUGAUCAAAGUACUGCAAUGGUAUUCGUUGUCAAAACAACAGCCUAAACAGACGAAGCAUUUGGUUGUGUUGCAACAUGAAUUUCAUAUAUUGUUUAUAUGUCUUUAU
This is a messenger RNA of Coregonus clupeaformis (lake whitefish), 1756 nucleotides long. Its product is annotated as class E basic helix-loop-helix protein 23-like. The transcript has a single exon. NCBI's taxonomy places the organism in Eukaryota, Metazoa, Chordata, Actinopteri, Salmoniformes, Salmonidae. Bases 363 to 1043 code for a protein of 226 amino acids. The record is from RefSeq and is a predicted model, not a curated record. Gene Ontology annotation, molecular function: protein dimerization activity.